AGAGGGGUAGGUGUGAGAUUUGACCCAACCACCCCAAAACCAACUCCUCCACCCACAUAUAAAACCCAUUCUUUUCCUCCUCUUCAUCCUCAGCUUGCCAGUUCCACCAAGAACAUCAAGCAAGCUUCCACUUCUUUCCAUCUCUCACACUUUUAGUCCCUCAUCUUUCCCCUAUUUCCACUUCCACACCCCUCCAAAAACUUCAAAAAAUGCAGUGUGUUGCCCCUUCAUCAAGUAUAGGUUACAAGUCCACAAUCGGAACGACGUCGUAUAACGUCUUUCACCUGCCCGCUCGGCUCAACCAGCUUAACAUCCAAUGCGCCGCCGCGCCAGCCACCGCCAACGGCUUCGCAUCCGGCGGCAUAGGAAAGAGCCGAGCCGACUGGCAAAGCUCGUGUGCGAUACUAGCUAGUAAGGUGGAGUCACAACAACAAAACACCGAUAACUCCACCGGAGCCGAUCAGAUAACCGUCGUGAACGGCCACAACAGUUUAGAUCUGGUCCCGAUCAAAAAGCUACCAAAACCGCUCACAAUUGCCGACUUAUCACCGGCGCCGUCGCACGGAUCUACACUACGAGUCGCGUAUCAAGGUGUACCUGGUGCGUACAGUGAAGCCGCCGCCGGAAAAGCUUAUCCGAACUGUGACGCCAUUCCGUGUGACCAAUUCGAAGUCGCGUUUCAAGCGGUGGAGCUUUGGAUUGCAGAUCGAGCGGUUUUACCGGUGGAAAACUCUCUCGGCGGAAGUAUUCACCGUAAUUACGAUCUGUUAUUACGCCACCGCCUCCACAUCGUCGGAGAAGUUCAACUUCCGGUUCACCACUGCCUGUUAGCACUUCCAGGUGUACGGAAAGAGUUCAUUAACCGAGUUAUUAGCCAUCCGCAAGCGUUAGCUCAGUGCGAGUUAACUCUAACAAAACUCGGAUUAACCGUCACUCGUGAAGCAGUCGACGACACCGCCGGAGCGGCAGAGUUUGUUGCCGCGAACGAUUUACGCGACACGGCGGCGAUUGCAUCCGCACGCGCUGCGGAGCUGUACGGAUUGAAUAUUCUCGCUGACGGAAUCCAGGACGAUUCAAGUAACGUCACGCGCUUCGUGAUGCUAGCGCGUGAACCGAUUAUUCCACGAACGGAUAUUCCGUUUAAGACGAGUAUCGUUUUCGCUCACGAACAGGGGACGUCUGUGCUGUUUAAAGUGUUAUCAGCGUUUGCGUUUCGGAACAUCAGUUUGACGAAGAUUGAGUCACGGCCGCAUCGCAACCGUCCGAUUCGAGUGGUCGGUGAUGAGAAUGUAGGAACUGCAAAGCAUUUUGAGUACUUGUUUUAUGUGGAUUUUGAAGCUUCAAUGGCGGAUGUUAGGGCUCAAAAUGCAUUGGCAGAGGUUCAGGAAUACACAUCUUUUUUGAGGGUGUUGGGGAGUUAUCCUAUGGAUAUGACCCCUUGGUCACCAUCAUCGUCAUCAUCUCAGUGAUUUAUUUGUUUAUUAUGAUGUUAUUUUUAAAGAAUAUAUAUGUUUUUAUGUUAAUUUUGACAAUUUGCCUUUCUUUUUUUGAAGAAAAAAAGGAAGGGUUGAUAUGUUGGGUAAAUAUUGUGUCCAUUUGAGAUAUUUUAAUAAUGAAAGAUUCCAAUUUGUAUUUGUUA
Messenger RNA from Helianthus annuus (common sunflower), 1639 nucleotides. RefSeq names its product arogenate dehydratase/prephenate dehydratase 6, chloroplastic. Gene Ontology annotation, biological process: L-phenylalanine biosynthetic process. The coding region runs from base 210 to 1469 and encodes 419 amino acids. Gene Ontology annotation, molecular function: prephenate dehydratase activity; arogenate dehydratase activity. Lineage: Eukaryota; Viridiplantae; Streptophyta; Magnoliopsida; Asterales; Asteraceae. The transcript has a single exon. The record is from RefSeq and is a predicted model, not a curated record. Gene Ontology annotation, cellular component: cytoplasm; chloroplast.